Messenger RNA from Erigeron canadensis, 2105 nucleotides. RefSeq names its product GDP-L-galactose phosphorylase 1-like. The transcript is spliced from 7 exons. NCBI's taxonomy places the organism in Eukaryota, Viridiplantae, Streptophyta, Magnoliopsida, Asterales, Asteraceae. The coding region runs from base 534 to 1832 and encodes 432 amino acids. Gene Ontology annotation, molecular function: GDP-D-glucose phosphorylase activity. Gene Ontology annotation, cellular component: cytoplasm. The record is from RefSeq and is a predicted model, not a curated record. Gene Ontology annotation, biological process: glucose metabolic process.
CAUAUAAUCAAAUCCCUCUCUCAAAAUUCCACCAACCAGGUCUUCACAUACAUUAUUAUUAUUGCCUAUAGAUCCAUUCAUAUAAUAAAAUAAAUCUUAAAAAAAUAAUAAUUAGGUUGAAUUCUUGUGUCGGAGGCGAGAGAAAGAGGCGGGGUUGGGGUAAGACCCGGGAAAGACAAGUUGUAGACAUCACGGCUAUACACGGCGGAGCAGCGCGGGACGUCGCACAUGUCCACCGAUCAACCAAGGGUCAUGAUGGUAUAGGAGCAGCUGCCAACAACCCUUGUACCCACGGUGGUCGUGGUGCUUUGCCCUCUGAAGGCGGCAGCCCCUCCGACCUCCUCUUUCUCGCCGGCGGCGGUUCUCCUUCCUCCUUCUCCUUUUCCCUUUCUUAGCUUAGGUUUUUAUUAAAUAUAGAUAUUAUAUAUAAUUUUCCAUCAUCUCUCCUUUUGCUGUUUGUUUGUUAAAAAUAAAAAAUAAAAAAAAUUACUGUUUCAAAAUUUUAUUAAAUCAACGAAUUUAACAAGAAGAAGAUGCUGAGGAUUAAAAGGGUUCCCACCAUUCUUUCCAACUACCAAAAAGAUGACUCUGAAGAAGGAGGCGGCGGCGGUGGUGGUUGUGGUCGUAAUUGUCUUAGAAAAUGCUGCCUUCCAGGAGCUAAGCUACCGUUGUAUGCUUUUCCAAAAUCCAACAAGGAUGCCAAUGAUCAGCUCCCCUUUGCUUUCUUGGACUCUCUUCUUCUAGGAGAGUGGGAGGAUCGAAUGCAGAGGGGGCUUUUUCGCUACGAUGUUACUGCCUGCGAAACCAAGGUGAUUCCAGGCAAACACGGGUUUAUUGCUCAGCUGAACGAGGGCCGUCACCUCAAGAAACGUCCCACCGAGUUCCAAGUCGAUAAGGUUCUGCAGCCCUUUGAUGAGAACAAGUUCAACUUUACCAAAGUAGGCCAGGAGGAGGUGCUCUUCCAGUUUGAACCAAGCGGUGACAGUCAAGUUCACUUCUAUCCAAACGCACUGAUCGAUGUGGACAAAUCACCAAGUGUUGUUGCUAUCAAUGUUAGCCCCAUUGAAUAUGGGCAUGUGCUUCUGAUUCCUCGAAUUCUUGAGUGCUUACCUCAAAGGAUUGAUCACGAUAGUUUAGAGCUUGCUCUGUACAUGGCACGUGAGGCUGGAAGUCCGUACUUUCGUCUUGGAUACAAUAGCUUGGGCGCAUUUGCUACUAUCAAUCACCUACACUUCCAGGCUUACUACUUGGCUGUGCCAUUUCCGAUUGAGAAGGCAGCAACUAAAAAGAUUACCGCUUUUAGCGGUGGGGUCGAGAUCUCUGAAAUUCUUAACUAUCCUGUAAGAGGUCUCGUCUUUGAGGGUGGAAAUUCUGUUGAAGAACUAUCCAAGGGUGUGACUGACACCUGCAUAUGCCUUCAAGAUAACAACAUACCUUACAAUGUACUCAUCUCAGAAUGUGGUAGACGCAUCUUUGUUCUUCCACAGUGUUAUGCAGAGAAGCAGGCUUUGGGAGAAGUGAAUGCUGAGCUUCUAGAUACUCAGGUGAACCCUGCUGUGUGGGAAAUCAGUGGACACAUGGUGUUGAAAAGGAAGGAGGACUAUGAAGGGGCAUCUGAGCAAAAAGCUUGGAGACUUCUUGCAGAGGUUUCUUUAUCUGAAGAAAGGUUUCAAGAAGUGAUAGCCAUCAUCUUUGAGGCCAUUUCAUGUGCUGUUAUUGAGAAGAAAUUGGCGGAGGAUGAGGCGCAAAAUGCUGAUGAAAGUGGUGUUCUUAACAGCAACCCCCAAGCAGGUAUUGUGACUGGGAAGCAUGAAUGCCUAGUUCAAUACUAGGGAUGGCUAUCAUAUGAUUAUUCAAAAACAUGUUAUUAUUAGUAUUAUAAUUGUGUAUUGUAUGGGAAGUUCCUGUGGUUUUGAUGUGCUAACCACGGGGACUGACCUGAUCAUCCCUUAAAUAAAGAACACAUAUAUGGGAUUGUGUUUGUUAAUUAAUGUCUCUGGAUAUCAGAUUGUAUGAGUGCUAUAUAUGUUUGCAUGUAAAGAUUUCAUUUCAGCAUAUGCUGCUUGCUCUUUGAGCUAAUGGCUACUGUUAAUUUGUGUGCUUAA